AUGGAUGCCUACUAUGCUGGCCAAGAUGGCACACCUGUCAAGAUAUCAAAUGCUUUCUGUAUUUUUGAACGACAAGCAGGCAACAUUUUGUGGCGUCACACAGAAGUGACCAUCCCAAAUAAAGUGAUCACCGAGGUCAGGCCAGAGGUGACGCUAGUGGUGAGGAUGGUUGCAGUUGUGGGCAACUAUGACUACAUAAUUGAUUGGGUAUUCAAGCCAAGUGGCUCAAUCAAGCUGGAGGUUGGGCUAACAGGUGUGCUAGAAACUGAAGGGGUUAAGUACACCAAGACAGACGAAAUAGAGGAGGAAGUUUAUGGUACACUAGUUGCAGACAAUACCAUUGCUGUAAACCAUGACCACUUCUUGACUUAUCAUCUUGACCUUGAUGUGGAUGGGGAAGCCAACUCCUUUGUCAAGAACAAAAUGGUGACCAAACGAGUGAAAGACCCCACCAUCUGA
Molecule: messenger RNA, 459 nt
Organism: Prunus armeniaca (apricot)
Lineage: Eukaryota; Viridiplantae; Streptophyta; Magnoliopsida; Rosales; Rosaceae
Source: the annotation of a GenBank genome assembly